AUGGCGAAAACUGAAAAUUCCACGAAAAAACUAAAUUUAAACUUCCCUCCGCUUUUCUCCGGUGCAAACGCGCUCCACCGCACUUUCUUUUUUAUUUUCAUUUUCGUCGCAUUUCCCAAAUGCCACGUCAUGAAACAGAUUGUCGAUACUUUGCAAACGGAUAUUGCUCGAAAGGCAACGCCUGCACAUGCUCAUACGGCCGCGCGUAUCGUUUUCUUCACACCCGACCACGAAACGACGAACUUCCAUCAUGUUCAACACCGCAAACUUCACAGAAUCAACAAAAUCUCCAAAAUUCUGGCCAAAGAGUUCGACCGAAGCAGCUCCCGGAGUUCAAUGCUCAAGCCGCCGAAUUUGUUCCGCGUUGGAAUUCGAGAAGAAAACUCAAACAUAAUUUCAUGGAUGUACGACGAGAAACCAACUCUUUACAACGAUCAAAAUUUACCAGAAAAGCUCCUUCCUGCCCCAAUUCUUGCGCCCUGGCACUCUAAAUUUAAUCUGGUAAGGAAUUUCCAAAGAUGUCAUCAAGGCUACACUUGGAGUCAAGAACAAAAUCAAUAUUAAAAUCGAACAACUGCAGCGCCUUCGUUUUUUCCAGAAAGCUUUGAGCAAUGUGUCUAUGCCAAAAGGAACAUCUUCUAUGGGUUUUUUGGAUCCCGUCCAGUUGAGAAAUCGAUCAGGACAAGAGGUUCAAGAGAUAUACAACCAAAUGGCGCCAACAUUCUUGGUGUGCGUGGACAGAAUCGAAAUUUGGUCAUUGUUGUUGUACAUUCACUGGAUCACAGUCUUAAAUGGGAGGGUGUUAAAAAGAUCAUCGGAGAACAUGAAAAUUUCGACGUGUCCAAUAUUCGUUUCACGGGCCUAACUGACAAGAGAAUGAUAAUCAGCAACACCAGUCUCUCGCCGUCUAGGAUUCAAUUGACCUGCAGCCAAGCUGUCUUCAAUCUGUUAAUUUUUUUUAAAAUUGUUUUUUCCAUUGUUCGUUGUUGUAAUAAACGCGAUGCUUAUUAA
This is a messenger RNA of Caenorhabditis elegans, 1011 nucleotides long. NCBI's taxonomy places the organism in Eukaryota, Metazoa, Nematoda, Chromadorea, Rhabditida, Rhabditidae. The record is from the annotation of a RefSeq genome assembly.